AUGUCAACUUAUCAAAACCCCUCAACAUCCGCAUCAACUACUCGACCCAGUCAAUUUGUUUCCGAACAAGAUAAAGCCGAUAUCCACAUUCUACGAAACACAAAAUAUCCGGGGGCGAGGAUACGUAGUUUUCUCACCUCCAAUGUUCCGGUUUAUGUUGACUUGUCUGAAGUCGCCUUAGAUCGUAACUUACCUGAUGAUUUUCUAUAUACCUUUCCUAGACGUGAUGGAACAGUUACACACGUUCGAAUCACUCGGGAGAAACCCCUCGAAGGAGAGAAUUAUGGGGACGGAGUGAGAAGGUAUUUGUUGACUGAGAAAAGGACUUCUAGAGUGGUAACUACUUGUGUGGAUGAGGGUCUGACUUUCCAAGAAGGUGAAAGGGAAGUUUAA
Messenger RNA from Tremella mesenterica DSM 1558, 393 nucleotides. RefSeq lists its product as uncharacterized. Bases 1 to 393 code for a protein of 130 amino acids. The record is from RefSeq and is a predicted model, not a curated record. NCBI's taxonomy places the organism in Eukaryota, Fungi, Basidiomycota, Tremellomycetes, Tremellales, Tremellaceae. The transcript has a single exon.